AUGAGCGCCGCACAAUCGAACGGAACUGCAUCGCUGCUACUUGCACAGCUUGUCCUGCGGUAUGGAGACAGCGAUUUCUCUGUAAUUCAGAGCCAUCUGGACCAACAUCCACUGCUGCAGCGGCCAGCAGCAGCAGCAUCAGAGCUUGAGACACAGUAUGAGGCACUACUACGACAGCACAAGUUGAAACGAGAGCCAGUAUUGGGUCCAGAAGUGCCAUUAUCAGCACCUAUACGGGAGCUGUGCCGUAUCUUGCAUGCAGCACGGAUUGAGGAGCUUAAGGCAGAGAUCCGGCAAGAAGAAGAAGCAUUUGCACGUAUAGUCGAUGAAAUCAGCAGUAUUCAGGCAGGAAAAUGCCCGGAUUGUGAAGAAAUAGAGCCAUCCAGGACAGCAGAAGCAGAAAUAGACGUUUCAGGGGAAAUAGAAGGCUCAGAAGCGGCAGAUGCACAGGAGACGUCGGACAGGGAGGCAUUAGAGGAGAAACAUACAGCAGAAGGAGUGGAGGUAUUGGAAGAAAAGCCGGAGGCGUUGUUGGAGCCGGUUUUGCGUGAAAAAGAGGUAGAAACGCACUCAGCACCUGUUUUAUCGGUCAAAAUCCAGCGGAAAAGCCGGCCAGAGGCAGUAGAAGCACUAGAAACAAGCAUAGAUGUGUCUUCUGAAGAAACCCGGAAAGACCAGCGCUUGGUUUGUGAAAAAGAAGCGAAAGUAGUGCCAGAGAAGCGGGAUAAUCCGUCAGAUGGGACAAAAAGCGGGAAAAAACAUGGAAUUAAGAAAAAUGUGCGUGGGGCAAGCAAAAAGGAACAGACAGAGACAUGGUCGUCGGACCCACAGAGCAACAAUGUGCAUAAAACAGGUGUCUCGGAAACAGCAUCGUUAAAACGGUUUCAAAGCAUGAUUAUGCCUUUAUGGAUGAGUUUGUCGCAACACAAACAUGGUGCAGUAUUUAUGGGGCCAGUUUCAAACAAAGAUGCACCUGGAUAUUCGAAUUUGAUCUAUUUUCCAACAGAUAUGAAGUCGAUUAGAAACAAGAUUCGUGAUGGGAAGAUUAAAACAUCAAAACAAUUUCAUCGGGAGAUUCUAUUAUUAUUUGCGAAUGCAAUUAUGUAUAAUGGUGAAGACAGUACAAUUGCACAGUGGGCAAGGGAGGGUUUUGCAUAUAGCGAGGAAAUGAUUGGUAUAUUUAUGCAAACAGAAUCAAUGGUUGACGGUACAAAAGAAUCGGAAGAAACGCCUAAAUUAAAGAGGAAAAAAGUCUUAUAG
This is a messenger RNA of Pneumocystis jirovecii RU7, 1260 nucleotides long. RefSeq lists its product as uncharacterized. Lineage: Eukaryota; Fungi; Ascomycota; Pneumocystomycetes; Pneumocystales; Pneumocystaceae. The transcript is spliced from 4 exons. The coding region runs from base 1 to 1260 and encodes 419 amino acids. The record is from RefSeq and is a predicted model, not a curated record. Gene Ontology annotation, cellular component: NuA4 histone acetyltransferase complex. Gene Ontology annotation, molecular function: protein binding.